Hymenoscyphus albidus is the source of this 3390-nucleotide messenger RNA. NCBI's taxonomy places the organism in Eukaryota, Fungi, Ascomycota, Leotiomycetes, Helotiales, Helotiaceae. The record is from the annotation of a GenBank genome assembly.
UACAGAACACUUCGUACGGCCCAACUACUCCUCAUAUUUCUUCAGCAACAACAUUGAGGAAUAUGGUUGGUGUUUUCUGUACCUACUGCGGGAAAAGCUUCACGAGGAAAGAGCAUCUCGAGAGACAUAUACCAAGCCGUAUGUACCGCGAGAUCGUCAUGUGUGAAAUGUGAGCUGAGCAGCGAGGGCAGAUACCAACGUGAAGCCACAUCGUUGCGGUGCUUGUCAAUUGUCAUUCGCACGAAGGUUGGUAUUCGUGUUCCAUCUGUAGCACAUGCCACGCGGUCCUUGCUAACUCAUGGCAGAGAUCUUCUUCAACGACACCAGGCUAGUUACCACGAGAUUCAGGAUAAUAUGCAGGCCAUCCCUGGACGAACUCAACACGUUCCUAGAAGAACUCCAAUUGCCUGCCUCAACUGUGCCAAUGCGAAAGCUGGCUGCGAUAAGAAUGUCCCAUGCACUCGAUGUUAUGAAAAGAAUCUACCUUGCGAAGCUCGGUAUGCCCGGCGAAUUUCAAAAGUUGCUGUUCGGGCAGCUGCAGCUGCACCGCUAGCCGUAUCUCCAAUGAACCACCAGCUUCCAGUUCAGAUGGGACAAAUGGGACAAAUGGAUAUGGACAUGAAGGGCGCUAGAAGCCCCUAUAGUGAGGCAAAUAACAAUUCACCAAAAACUUCAAUACUACAACCACCACAAAUUCACACGCCAGUCAGCAAUGACGGACUCCUGUAUCCCGAUGUAGGUAUAUUUUGUGGGGAGGGGCUCGAAGGGACGAACAAUUCAUCAUCGAUGCAUAUGGACUUCAGUGAUGGUUUCGAUGCUCCUAACAUUGAUUUCCAAGAAUUUCUGUCAUGGAGCGGUGAGUAUCCAAUGGUACUGGAUAACUUUAGGAGUCCUGCAUUCUCUCCCCACCUGGGAAACUUCGAAAUGCCCACAUCUGACUUAAGCGAGGCCACUUCAAGUUCUUAUGGACAGUCUAAUGCCUCAUCUCGUCGUUCGGUCUCUACACCCCACACCAGACAGUCCAGUCAUGCUUCUCCAAUGCCUUCCGCUGCUAGUAAGAAUAUCGACCCUCGAAUCAAAGCAGCUUUGCUCUCGGAAUUUGAGGCGGUAAUCGCAGCCGAGGAUGCAUGGCCACUUGCCCGAUGUAAUCGACCUAUUUUCUCCGACACCUGCCCACGAACCGCAAUCGUCCACUUGGAAACACUGGAGCAGAAUUCUCAAAACAAUGCUGUAUGGGACUCGCUUUUGGAGAACCCUGAAAUGGCUUUGACACACCAGCCCUCUAUUUCAAUUGUUCCCUUGAACCCAACAACCCGCGACAAAAUUUUGGCCAUCACUCAGAGUUUUCUCCAUAAGGCGCUCAACACACAUCGUGGUGGCUCAAAUGCAUGGCCCAAAGCAGCGUCUCAGGUUAGCCCUGGUGGUGGAUUCAGCUUUCUUGUGCUGCCGCCUGCUGAGACGCUGGAGUAUUUCCUGCAAAACUAUGUUCGCACAUUAACAUCAUACUACUCAUUAAUUAAUGGCGGCACGGUGGAUCCGAACGAGUUAAUGUUGAACAAUCAGGCCUCCACGCUGCUCGUUCUUUUAAUGAUUGCCGAAGGUGCAACCGCUAUUGCAUCGCCAGAAGCGCGACAACUUACAGCUGGACUUACUGAAACCUGUCGAAUAUCUCUCUUCGAUUUGAUUGAAAAGGACGUGGAAUUGUCUGCUGAUCCCAUCGUACUUCGAUGUGCAUUGCUCUUUACGAUGCUUGCUGCAUGGGGUAUGUAACUUGAUACCAAAUUUUUGGAAUAAAACUGACCUGCUAUAGGCGGCGAUAAGUGGCAUAUGGAUAUGGCAAUGGGGCAGAGAGGAAUGUAUCUUGCCGUAAGUGUUUCUCCAGAGAGCUUUCAAAGUUUACUGCUUGUUUGGGCAAUCCUGCGAUGAGCAUCUUUGGAGUUAUUUGUUGUGAUCCAAGGGUAUUGGAACUCGGUGCCGACGUUACUCAAAAUAGGUGACGGGUUGGCGAAAAAAGGCUUGGCUGACUGAAAUGUGCAAUUCAGAUGCUCAAACAUGCGGGGAUGAUGGAGCCUCAACCUUCCUUCACACCAGUAUUUGACAAUUGCUCAAGCAAGGACCUCCAAUGGAGAACCUGGGUAAAGAGAGAAACCAAGAUUCGGUAUGUGUGUAUAUAUAUAUCGUCCUUGGGCGUUGCGCUCUGUUGCUUGUCAGCGUCACACCUAUGGCCUUCGCCGCCAACGGGCAUUGGCUGCGGGACAUAGCGAGUUGCGCUUCCUGGAACAACUGACAUACGUCUUGUAUCCCUUUCAAGGACUUGCGAUGCUAACUUGCAGCAGGCUAGUCUACAACUGGGUUAUGGUCGACCAAGAACUCAGUCUGUUUCACGACACUGCUUGUGUUCUCUCCACCACGGAGCUUCAAACGCCGUUGCCGAGUGACGAAGACCUGUGGCUUGCCAAAGACGCCGACGAAUGGCUUGCUGCGUUCUACAAUUCCCGUGAUCGUCCCGAUAGAGGUUUUUCCCCUGCCACUGUAACUGUACUAGCUCCUUCUAUCGGUGAUCUUUUCCAGGACCUUCUCCAUGACAACAUCCGCUCUCAUGGACAACUUACUCCCCUUCAGCUCAAAUUACUUCUUCAUCCUCUUCAUUCACUAGUCUCUCAUCUUCGACACAUCCUGACCUGUUUCUCGGAUGGCCCUGGCCCUCAUCGUGGAGGACGCACAGUCACGAAAGCUUCAACAAUGUCGAGGCUUGAAGAGGUGCAGUCGUUGUUACAAAAAUGGUAUGGCUUGUGUAUCUUUCAUGCCAGUGAUGACUCAGCCUCUUUGAUUGUUCAAGAAAACCUGGUGCUUUACCAUCUAAUCAACCUCAACACUGUCACAUCCUUUCCCGACAUUGAGCGUGUGGCGAGAAAAGAAUAUAGCUCCGAAACUCUAGCAAAUACCGCGUUCUAUAAACGCUGCAUCUAUCGCCGUGAGGAAGCUUUAUUCCACUGUGGACAAGUCUUCCGUCUCGUUAAUUCAAUGCCAAAACAUAGUAGACCACACUGGUGGUCUGCAGCAAUUUACCGUGCUACGAUGAUUGUUUGGAUAUAUAGCCUUUCUCAAUCAUCGAUUGCCAGUGUCACUACCCACAACACCAACAACGAAUGUGUGUUCGCCAUUGAUUCUGUCACUCCUGAGCACCCUUCAGUUACCUCUUACCUGUGGGAUGGUGAAGGCGUUCCCGUACUGGGUCGGAAUGACGGUAGCUAUACGCACCUUGAUCAGCCCGGGCAGGUAUUGAAUCACUGCUCAGAGCUUUUGGCUGAGGGGAUAGAGGGAAGGAUGAGUGAGGGUAUUAGGAGAAAGCUGAAAACCUUGCAGCUCAACUGGGGCUUUGAAUGUUAA